Messenger RNA from Gambusia affinis (western mosquitofish), 2319 nucleotides. It is a transcript of the gene opn5, whose product is annotated as opsin 5. The transcript is spliced from 8 exons. The record is from RefSeq and is a predicted model, not a curated record. Gene Ontology annotation, molecular function: G protein-coupled receptor activity. Bases 182 to 1339 code for a protein of 385 amino acids. Gene Ontology annotation, cellular component: membrane. Gene Ontology annotation, biological process: G protein-coupled receptor signaling pathway; visual perception. Lineage: Eukaryota; Metazoa; Chordata; Actinopteri; Cyprinodontiformes; Poeciliidae.
GUUGCUGCACAGCAGUUAACGGGUCAGAGUCAGAGCGUGUCCGCGGCACAGAGGAGACCUUGGCGCGUCAUCCACGCAGUUUCCAACUCAGUUGAGCAGGGAAGACAGGCAGCUCACGGGUGGACACUAAACUUAAAGUGGGAUGACAUCUGAGCGAUGAACACAGGGAUAUUCCCCACUGAUGGCAGUGAUGGAGAACACAACAUGGCCGUACCCCGCAUACGUCCCCCAUUAUCUCCUGCGUGACGACCCCUUUGCUUCGAGGCUCUCCAGAGAGGCGGACAUUAUUGCGGCUUUGUACAUCUGCAUCAUAGGAAUCCUGUCUGCAACAGGAAAUGGCUACGUCAUUUAUAUGACCAUCAAACGCAAGACCAAGCUGAAGCCUCCUGAACUCAUGAUCGUUAACCUUGCCAUUUUCGAUUUUGGCAUAUCAGUGACAGGAAAGCCGUUUUUUGUGGUGUCCAGUUUCUCCCACCGCUGGCUGUUCGGCUGGGAGGGCUGUCAGUUCUACGGCUGGGCAGGCUUCUUCUUUGGCUGUGGGAGCCUCAUCACCAUGACAGUGGUGAGCCUGGACCGCUACCUGAAGAUCUGCCACCUCCGAUACGAAGAUGACAAAGUCUUCAUUUCCAGUCCUCGAGUGUCGAUGUUCCACAUUUUAGAUGUUUUCCUGGUUCAACUCACUGAAUCAAACGACAGCACGUGGUUAAAACGCCAACACUCCUUCAUAUGCUUGGUCUUUGUCUGGGUGUAUGCGGCCUUCUGGGCCACCAUGCCACUGGUUGGCUGGGGCCACUACGCCCCGGAGCCGUUUGGGACCUCAUGCACCCUGGACUGGUGGCUCGCUCAAGCCUCGGUGUCGGGCCAAAGCUUCGUGUUGGCCAUCCUCUUCUUCUGCUUCCUCCUCCCAGCGGGCAUCAUCGUGUUCUCCUACGUCAUGAUCAUUUUUAAAGUGAAGUCGUCGUCGAAGGAAAUCUCAAACUUCGAUGCCCGCAUACGGAACAACCACAACCUGGAGAUGAAACUCACAAAGGUGGCGAUGGUGAUCUGCGCGGGCUUCUUGAUCGCCUGGAUUCCGUACGCCGUGGUCUCUGUGGUGUCGGCGUUCGGCGAGCCGGACUCCGUCCCCAUCCCCGUGUCUGUCAUUCCCACGCUGCUCGCCAAGUCGUCAGCGAUGUACAAUCCAAUCAUCUACCAGCUGGUGGAUCUGAAGAACUCCUGCAGCAACUGCUGCGUCAAGGUCAUGAAGAAACGGAAUCAUUUUAGGAAGUCGAGGUUCUACGCAAUCUCCGGCUCAAUAAAGGACAACGGAGCAGCCAAAGACGCUCACAUCGAGAUGUAAGGCUGUGAAACUGUUGAGGCUGCUGACCUUUCGUCUCUUCUACCGCGGACAUUUUGCCUUCGCCAUGCCCUCUCUGUGUCCACCAGCUAACCAAUCACACGCUGCCUCCCUGCCAUGAGGUCAUCACCUGCUCACCUUCGUUGCUGCAGCUCCCUACCUACACAGGAUGUCCACCUUUCUGGUAGCUCCCUACCUGCACAUCAGUCUAUCUCUGUAGUGUUCACUGGUUUCUAAGUACGGAUAAAAUGUUGUGUUGAUUUUUCCAUCUCCAUCAUUCAAGAGUUCUCAAAAGAAAAAAUAUUUUAAACUAUUUGACUCAGGUUUGGGAAUUACUGAGGUUUCCAAGUUAGACGGAGUUGAAGCUUUAAUGUUUUUGUGUAAAAUAUGGUUACAAUUCUCUAAAUUUGGUUUGUUUGACAUUUUUAGCUAAAAUUACAACUUAAAAAACAAAACAAAACAAACCAUAGAUUCAUGUUGAUGUUUUCUGCUGUUUGUACAGGUUGCUGGUGUUUGUACUUUUACACUUGUGUUGUAUAUGAAAAACAAUUUGUAAGUAUCUGGAUGAAGCACUGGAUCAGAUUAUCUCAUCUGGUUAACGGCAGAGAGAGAGAGACGACUUUCAACUCUGUUGACUGAGAAGUCAAACCAGGAAAAGUUGAGCAAUCAUUAUUUAGCAACAUCAAUCAAAAGUCAAUAGUGUGAGGUAUAGGUUUCCAAGAAAACACACACACACAGGAUGAGAGCACUUUACUUUCCAAGCCAUUCAGAAUGCAUUGACGCCAGAUGUUGUAAUAGUUUUAUAUCUGGUUGAUUGUUGCAAAAAUGGGUUGAAUUAAUUUAAAGAAAAACAGAUUAAUUUCUACAAGCACCUACAUUUCUAGGAAUGGAGUUAUAGUUAUUUCAGGGAUGACUAAAAUAUAUUUAUUUUUGCUAUUUCUUCUCUCUGUUUUUUUGGUUGCCAUUGAAAAUAAAAGUUGUUC